CUUGUUCGCGCGGUGUGUCCAGGAGAUCGCUGUGUCGCGUCGGAAAGGGCUCGCGGAAGGAGAGAGAACUCCAAGACCGAGUAAAGGGCAUAUAUACGUGCGUGUGUUCGACGUCACAGUUAUAUACACUUUCUAGAUUUCUUCUCUCUCUCUUUCUCUUGCGUCGUUGUAGCCGCGCCGACUUUCAGUUACGAAGGACCUUUUUUUUUUCUCGUUCAACUACUAUAUACUACUACCUACACCCCGCGUGUACGUAUAACAGCGAGUUCUCCAGCGAGAGUGGGCUAGAACAUGAAAACAUCUAUGGAGAAUCUGUUGUCCUGGGUCGCGCUGUUCAUGACCGCCCUUUAUUCUCUGCUCGCUAGCUGCCGAGGUGAAGAGUGCGGACACGAGGAGCUGGUGAGGUGCGCCAGGCCCCUUGAGAAAAUCAGCAGCAACGACCUGAGUCUCGUCGUAACGAAAAAGGAGGAGCUCAACAAACUGUGCCCCGAUCUCGAGGCCGGUAUGAAAUGCAUCACGAGGUACACGAUCAAUUGCAUGAAGGAGAAACAGAGGGAGCACUUCAACUCGCUCUACACCGGCACCAACAAGGCCAUCAUGGAACUCUGCCACGACGGCCCGUAUCAAGACGAAUUCUUGAAACACGCCCCGUGCAUGCAAAAAGUCAAGGCCGAGUACGAGAUGUGUUACAAAACGUAUCAGAAGACUACGCUGGAGAUGGAAAAGGCUUCGAAUCGCACGAUGGGAAGGCAAGAAGAUCUCAAGUCCCUCUGCUGUGCCUUCACGGAAUACUUGGAAUGUUCUCAUCAUACAGUCCGCCGUCAGUGUGGCGACGAUACAGCGCGAUUCACAAAGGAUUUCCUCGACAGAAUGUCAACCUCUCUGCUAAAAGCACACUGCGCGCCCUACACGCAGGAGAAGUGUGCUAUGCUCAGUGGUAGCUCGACGCCAAAUCUUUCUGCCAUUAUGGCGCUGACGAUUAUUCUCCUUAUGAGAUACUUCACAUAAUUGGCUCCGGCCAGGAUCACUUUUUACCUUCGAGAGAUAGAGGAUGGGAAGGCGCGGCAAGGGAUGGGGAAUCAAGCGAGAAGAACGGCCGAGGGAUGAAGAGGGAAGAGCCAUUCGACUUUUAUCGUGCUUUGCUUCAGAGAGAAUAUAUUCCUUAUUUUCCGAAGAGAGUGCUCGAAGAAUGGCCGAAGGAGGACGCAGCGGGAGAAAGGUAUUCCGGAAAGGCCGAAGGAAAGAAAAGGCGAAAAUAUAUGCCGAGGAAAGAAGAGAUAGAGAGAGAGUGAGCGCGUUUCCUCCCUCAAAGAGAAUAUGUUUUUCAUUUGCGAGAUGGUAUUGCAAGAGGAUGGCGAUAAUUACGAUUACGAAAGUAAGCAACGAUGAGAUCAGUAUUAAGAGCAGCUAAGGAGAAAGAAAGAGAGGGAGGACGUCCUACAAGAAGAAGAUGGUGGAGCAACCGGAAGAGGAGAUCGCGCGGGUGGAAAAUUGUCGCGAGUCGAACGAUAUAAUAAAAUAGAUCCCGCGUGUUGUCUCCCGGUGGGAGAGAGUCGUCUCGAUCGAUCGAUUCUCUCACCGCCAAGUCGGUACAACGGCACCGUCACGCAAGACUGACUCGAUCUUUUUAUUUGUUUUCUUUUUCCUUUACGCGAAAGAAAAAUCGCGACGAGAUGAAAAUGAAAUAUAUAUAUAUAUAAGAAUACUCUUUAUUAGCCGGCGAGAUCCUUUGCGAGAGGGAUAUCCUGUCUCUUAAUUGUCACUCGCGAGUCCUGACGCGACAAGUCGGAAGUUCCGCGAUCCAGAUGGUUGGAGAAAAAGGGCGACGACGAUGUAGGAAGCGGUGGGAGUGGAAGGGUUAAAGAUUUAUAGCGAGACGAGAGAAGAAAAGGCAAACGUGUCUUUCCGGCGCGUUUCCGCUUCGAUUUCGGAAAAGGGCGCUCGUGCGGAACGAACGAACGAGCUAUCGUCGUCGCUCUGAAAUCAAUUUCAUCGAAUAAUCGCGAUCCAUCGAUUCGCGCGCAACUUGCUCGAGUGAGAGAGAGAGAGAUCGCCGAAGAAGAAUCUAAGUAGAGCAAAGAAUUUCCGUGCUCGUUCAAAGAACGGCGGAUGAAAUCACUGUACGUUCCUUUGCGCGAGAGAGAAACGCGAGCGUGUUUCGUCAAAAGUAUUCGGGGGAUCGCUGUGAGCACCCAGUGAGCGUCUUCGACUUUGUCGAAAAGUUCAAGAAGUAGUAAAAUUAUCGCGACUUUGUCCAGGAGAAGGUCCCGUUCUAACUAUUCGUCCUCUCCGCAACAAGGUAGCGAGCCGAUAAGGUUUUUCACGGAGUAGCUCUCGAAGAGCUCUCUUUAUAUAGGUACGUCAAAACAAUUUUCUCUCCACGUAUUACACGAAUACUUUCUCGCACUCUGAUGCCAUUCGGGGGUCACUCGUUACAUUUUUUGGUUACAUUUUGCGCGCGAUGAACGAGAUUCGAAAGUUUUUCAACAGCGCUUUUUAAUUUCAGAGAGUCACACAAUGCAGUUUAAAAAAAAAGUAGUUUACUAAAAAAAAGGGAGAAAAAAGAAUCUCUCUUUCUCACCAGGACGCACUAAUGAACGCACGCUAGAAUUAUGGGGGAAUUUCGUCUAAUUAAAAAUAACCGAGAUAAUUAGAACGAUCGUUCAUAUAUAUAUUUUUUUUUUUUUUAAACAAAUUUCACGGAACACGUAAAUAACACGCGUGGAAAAUAUUUAUAAUAUUUGCGAAGCGCUGUUCAUAAACGGAACCUGAAAAUAGAGAAAGGGAGGUGAAAAGGUUGCAGAGCCGCGUUGCGGGCCACUUGCGGUGCGUUUGACAUGUUUGUUUGGCAUGCCCGUUUGUACAAAUGCAACAUGUCAGACGGGAUCCCGGCUAAAGAACCGGAUAUGAACGAGUCUAUAUUUUUCUGGCAUCCGACGUAGAGUGUUGUUACGUGUUACCUGCAUAGAGACACACGUAACACACACACACGUACACACGAGCGCGAUCGUACUCGCUGCACAAAUGAUAGUAUUAGCACUUGCAUUGUUGUGUCUUAAUUGUAAAGUAGGCGAAAUGGGAGAAAGAAUUGUGUGUGUGUGUGUGUAGGUGGGUGGGUAUAGAUGUGUGUGUGUGAGAAAGGGAAAGAAAUUGAACAAAUUGUCACGUAUCGAUUCUCCUAGCAUUCAUCACUAAGGCAUUAUGCGAUUCUCGAUACGGCCAAAGUAUAUCAGUUUUUUAAUAUUCGCGCGUUACAUUAUUUGUAUUUUUUUAACAAGUUUUUAUAUUAGGCGAUAUAUUAUUAUUAAUUUUUUGCGGUCAUUUAUUCAUUAAUGUUAUUAAAAGUCAGCGUUUGAACGAGCUUUUAUGCUCGUUGCUCUGUAAUAAUUAUUUUGCGACAUUGAAGAUAAUUCGAUUAAUUGAAAAUUUUUAUGAUGUUACGAGUAUGUGUCGUAAACAAUUAAUUGUAACCAAUUGUUUAGCUUAUGAGUUAUUAUAAAACCCAUAUGAGAGAGAGAAAGAGUCACGGUAUUUAAUCAAACGUGUCCCAUUCAUGCAAUUAUCGAUAUUUCUCUAUUAUCCUAUGCGCCAUUCGGAAUAUAAUGCAGAUUAAUAAUCUAGAAAUUAAAUUCCGUUCAACAGGGGGAUACGUUUAUCGAUAGCUUCGCUCGCUCUGCAUGUGUUAUAAUGCGAACUCGAUGUCGACAUCAUUUACAAUUUAUCAUAUCAUAGAAUUUGCUUUUAAACGGCGCAACGUGUUAAAACAAACGUCAAAAACAUAUGUUUCGAUAUGCGUUUUUAUUUUUUUUUCUGAGCUCCCGAGAAUCAUGUAAUCGUUUCAUUCGAGAGAAGAGAGACCACGGCAUGCCUGAACGGAGAGAUAUAUUUAUUUGUAAUAUAUAUACAUAAAUAUGUAUAAUUAAGUAAGAAAAUCAUUGUAAAUAUCAUCAAGCUGUCGAGCUUAAGAAAGUGUAAGAUAACUUAAAUACAUUCGCAAUAAAGUCUGUUAUUUUUCUUUAAAAAAAAA
Molecule: messenger RNA, 4027 nt
Organism: Nylanderia fulva
Lineage: Eukaryota; Metazoa; Arthropoda; Insecta; Hymenoptera; Formicidae
Source: RefSeq, a predicted model, not a curated record